This is a messenger RNA of Salvia splendens (bonfire salvia), 3020 nucleotides long. Its product is annotated as disease resistance protein RPH8A. Bases 183 to 2927 code for a protein of 914 amino acids. The transcript is spliced from 4 exons. Gene Ontology annotation, molecular function: ADP binding. The record is from RefSeq and is a predicted model, not a curated record. Gene Ontology annotation, biological process: defense response to other organism. Lineage: Eukaryota; Viridiplantae; Streptophyta; Magnoliopsida; Lamiales; Lamiaceae.
AUUAAGUCUAUGAAUUAGUUGUUCAAAAUCCCUUCAUAUCGUUAUAAUCACACUCAGAGGCGAACAUAAGGAAAAGAAUUUAAUCGGAAAACUGAAUCCAGAUCGGCAAAGAUAAGAAGAAUAAUUACUAAAGAGUCAAAAAACCGUAUCCUCGCUCCUGCGGCGUAGUUUUCCAAACUCGAAUGCCGAAAUCAGUGCAUCAUAACGCGGAGAACUCAAGUCGAUGGGUUGUGAUCGGCGUUGGUGUUGGCGUUGCGGGAGUAUUAAUAGCCACAUACUAUGUACUUAGAUUUAUGCUUCUAUGGGUGGUGAUAGGCAUCUGCAUCGCUGCAGAUGUCUAUCGACGUCAGCUCAGACCUAGGAGCACUGUCAAAGAAGAUUGUGGCGCGAUGAAUAUCAAUUUGUCCGGAAACACGUCAGAGUCCAUAAUCUUGGUGGCGAUACAAAAAAUGGAGCGUGUUCUGGAUUUUAAUGUUGAUAAUGGGUGGGAUAGGUAUAUCGAUGAAACUGACUAUCGAAUCUUGGAAGAGGUAAUAAAUGAGCUGAGAAUGGUGGUGGAUUUCUUGAGAGACAAGAGCUCGGGAGAGAGGAGCCUGCUACAGCAUUUGGUAGCUGAGUUUGCCGAUGCAGCUCGACAUUCAGCUGAACUCGUGAUGGAAAGAAAAUUUACCGAACUGGAUAAUGCGCUAGGUUGGGUGAUGAAGUCUAGGAUGCUCGUGAUGGAGGCCGGAGCUGGUGAGAAGGAGAUCAGACCACAAAGUGUAGGCGUGGUUGGCUUGGAAAAAGACGUGAAACAGCUUUGUAAAGUGAUUCUUAACGAGGAACCAGGCCUCGUGACAAUGUGUGUCAAAGGAAUGGUAGGUGUGGGAAAGACAACUCUCGCCACACAAGUAUACAACAAUGCGGCCAUCGUUGAAAGAUUCAAGCACCAUCGUGCAUGGAUCGCCCUUUCUAGUGACACAGAUACACACGAAAUGCUUGUGAACCUGAUACAACAGUUGAUGGAACAGGAUGGAGAUUCCUUGUUGGUGGAGGAAAUGGGAAAAUGGAGUCUUAUGGAUAUGAUUUGCGAUCACUUGCGACGAAUUCCAUGUUUCAUAGUUCUCGAAAACCCGCCGCCAAAUAUCAAUUUCACAUACUUCUUUCUACGUCUGCGACGAGUAGGCAAUGGAAGUAGGUUGCUGAUAACGAGUCGCCGUGAGGUUACAACACUAGAAGUGUAUUAUACUCAUGAGAUGAAAUCCUUGGAUUCUGAUCAGAGUUGGAAAUUGUUUAUGAAAAUAGUUGAUAAAUUUACGGGUCAUGAGAACAAACUCUCAAAGGAGUUAGAGAGUAGGGGGAAGGAGAUGUUGAAAAAUUGUGGGGGUUUGCCGAUAGCUAUAAUAGAUGUUGGAAGACAAAAAGCAAAAGAAAGACUUUCAGGCAUUGCAUGGGAAGAGGUUUUUGAUUCAAUUGAUUUGAGUGAAUCGUUAAAGAAAUUGGAACCGAUGUAUCAUGAAUUGGAUGGUGAACUCAAGGCAUGUUUCUUGCAUAUGUCCUUUUUUAAGGAAAAUGCAAUAAUGAGGAAUGAAAAGUUGGAACAAAUUUGGGCUGUAAGUGGAUUAAAAACACGAAGGUUUGCUUGGGCUACAAGAGUAAAAAGUAAAUGUACAUACGAUUUAUCUAGUCAAUCCAUCAUUGAAGUCCUGGACCCGUACCAAAUAACCAAAGAAGAAGUGAAAAGGUGUCGCAUGAAUCCUCUACUGCACAAGUUAUCCGUCAAAAAAGCAGAGGAGGAAAUAGGCUUUGAGGUCUUAAGCAGCAAUGGAAAUAAUAAAUCCGCUCAAAAUCCUAGUCAUCGUGUUAUCCAUUGUGGCAGAGAGAUGUUUAUUCAGACCACCAAUCAAGAAAAAAAUCUUGUUUCUCUCAUCUUCCAUGGAGGUGGUCGCUACUUGGACGACGCUGGCCAGUCUUAUUGGAAUAAUUUUGAACUCCUCAAGAUGCUCGACAUGGAAGAUUUUGGGGUGAAGACUUUAUCAGAAACUAUGGGCACAUUGAUUGAGUUAAGGUAUUUGGGAUUGAGAAACAAUUAUAUUCAAGAAAUCCCACACUCAUUUGGGGACUUGAAAAAGCUCGAGGUUCUCGAUGUAGCUCUAAACUUUAUGGUGGAGAUGCCAGGUAAUAUAUUGGAAAUCGGUAGCCUUCAUCAUAUCUACAUGUCUAAUGUGAUUUACCAGGAACCUCUGAAAGUAGAUGCGUUAGAGAAUCUCGAGACCCUAACCUACAUCUCGAUUUAUGAUUGGAUGUAUGAGGUGACGAGCUUGGAAAAGAUGAUUUGUCUCCAACAAUUAGGUGUUGAAGAAGUUGAUGAAAACUCAGAUGCAGGCAAGCUCUUUGCAUCACUAGCUGAAUUGGAGCACCUUCGUCACCUUACCUUGAGAGGGUUUCGUUUCAGAAGCAUACCGUGCUUGGACAAUAUCGGUAUGGUAGAUAGACUCUGGACACUCAAACUGGAUGGGCUUCUGUCUAGGCUACCAAGUGCCAAUAAUUUCCCUCAAGGGAUUAAAUAUCUGGCUUUGGUAAAUACUUGUCUUGACGAAGAUCCCAUGCCAUUACUAAAGAAUCUUCCGUGGCUAGAGUGCCUCAAACUGAGGAAUGCAUACACUGGUCGAAUAAUGUCUGUACAGUUCAAUGGGUUUGCCGACCUCCUGGUCCUACACAUCAAUGAGCUGUGGAACCUGAGAAAUGUACAAGUAGAAGAAGGUGCAAAGGCUAUGCUUGAGCAACUAGAAAUCAAGAAUUGUCCACGUCUAGACACCCUCCCGCAAGAGAUUGGGUCGAUGAAGCGUCUACGGAAAUUUAAAAUGGUAACAACCAAACGCAUAGCAACAAAGAUCAGGAAUUCGGGCUUAAUGUCCAAAAUAGUGGAAGUGGAUAUCAGUCCAUAAUUUAUACUAGUUGAUACAGUUUUCAUUUGUUGUAAUGUGAAUGAUAGUGUACUCAUCUUAUUUAUUUCUGAUUGAAUUCUAGUUAGUUUAUUA